AUGUCUCUUCCAUUACGAGCUUUGCGUCGUAAUGGCCCCCAUGUCUCCUCCAUCGGCCUCGGCUUUGGCAGCAUGAGUGGAUUCUACGGACCACCCGGUGAUCUCGAUUCACGACUGAGCCUCCUUGACCACGCAAAUGCCACCGGGUUACAUUUGUGGGACCUGGCCGACAUCUAUGGGGAUAGUGAGGACCUUGUCGGGAAGUGGUUCAAACGAUCAGGCUAG
Molecule: messenger RNA, 225 nt
Organism: Penicillium argentinense
Lineage: Eukaryota; Fungi; Ascomycota; Eurotiomycetes; Eurotiales; Aspergillaceae
Exons: 1
Coding region: 1-225 (74 amino acids)
Source: RefSeq, a predicted model, not a curated record